GCGCGUGAGUGUGUGUGUUAAUCCCACUCUGCCGUGGUCAGGUGAUCCGGCGCUGAGCAGCUGUACAGCCUCGGUAUCGCUCACCAUCAGACAACGGGAGACACCGGCGCUGAGCACACUCGUUUUCUCGCCUGACGCAAAGCUUUAGAAAACGGUGCGGUGUAACGCUAGCCUGUAGGAGCGUUGUUUUAGCGAAAAGGCAUGGGGGACCGAGUAGCUUUACUGCUGCUGGUUGUAGCGGCUUCGGCUCUGGCUGUCGAGGUGCCUACAGAUGUUUCGAUGGGCCUGUUGGCAGAGCCCCAGGUGGCCAUGUUUUGUGGUAAACUCAACAUGCACAUCAACGUCCAGAGUGGCAAGUGGGAGCCGGACCCCUCGGGCACAAAGAGCUGCAUCGGUACCAAGGAGGGCAUCCUGCAAUACUGCCAGGAGGUUUACCCUGAACUCCAGAUUACCAACGUGGUGGAGGCCAAUCAACCAGUCAGCAUCCAGAACUGGUGCAAGAAGGAGCGCAAGCAGUGUCGCAGUCACAUGCACAUCGUGGUGCCCUACCGCUGCCUAGUGGGAGAAUUUGUGAGCGACGCUCUGCUUGUUCCUGAUAAGUGCAAGUUCCUGCACCAGGAGCGCAUGGAUCAGUGUGAGAGCCACCUGCACUGGCACACUGUAGCCAAAGAGUCCUGCGGAGACCGCACCAUGAACCUCCACGACUAUGGGAUGCUGCUGCCGUGCGGCAUCGACCGCUUCCGUGGAGUGGAGUUCGUGUGCUGCCCCGCUGAGGCGGAGCGUGACGCCGAUAGUGCUGAGCAGGAUCCUGAUGAUUCUGAUGUCUGGUGGGGCGGAGCGGAGACCGACUACUCUGACAACAGUAUGGUGCGUGAGCCAGAGCCAGUGGAGCAGCAAGAGGAAACAAAGCCAUCUGUGGUAGACGAGGAUGAGGACGAGGAGGAAGAGGUGGCAGAGGAAGAGGAAGAAGAGGAAGAGGAUGAAGAAGAGGACGUGCUGGACAAUGACCAGGACGGAGACGGAGAGGAAGACGAGGAGCUGGUGGACGACGAGGACGAGGAGGAAGACGACGACAAUGACGACGACAUCCUCGACUCGCUCAUCGACGGCGAGCCGACUACCAACGUUGCCAUGACGACAACCACCACCACCACCACCGAGUCCGUGGAGGAAGUUGUCAGGGAUGUGUGCUGGGCCAGUGCAGAGACAGGUCCAUGCCGGGCGAUGCUGCCCCGCUGGUACUUUGACCGCGAGGAGGGCCGCUGUGUUCAGUUUAUCUACGGCGGCUGUGGAGGCAACAGGAAUAACUUUGAGUCAGAGGCGUACUGCCUGUCUGUCUGCAGCAGCGUCAUUCCCACAGCAACGCCCAGCUCCUCCGAUGCAGUGGACCACUACCUGGAGACGCCCGCUGACGAGAAUGAACAUGCACACUUCCAGAAGGCCAAAGAGAGUCUGGAGGCCAAGCACCGUGAGAGAAUGUCCCAGGUGAUGAAGGAGUGGGAAGAGGCCGAGCGGGAAGCCAAGACUCUUCCACGUGCUGAAAAGAAGGCCGUGAUUCAGCGUUUCCAAGAGAAGGUAGAAGCACUGGAGCAAGAGGCAGCCAGCGAGCGCCAGCAGCUGGUGGAGACUCACAUGGCCCGGGUGGAGGCUCUGCUGAACGACCGCCGCCGCCUGGCUCUGGAGAGCUACCUGACUGCAUUGCAGCAGGAUCCACCCCGGCCCCGUCAUGUUUUCAGCCUGCUGAAGAAGUACGUGCGUGCUGAGCAGAAGGACAGGCAACACACCCUCAAACACUUCGAGCAUGUCCGCAUGGUGGAUCCCAAGAAGGCCGCCCAGAUUAGACCUCAGGUGCUGACCCACCUGCGCGUUAUUGAGGAGCGCAUGAACCAAUCUCUCGGACUCCUCUACAAAGUGCCCGGCGUGGCUGACGAUAUCCAGGACCAAGUCGAGCUCCUGCAGAGGGAGCAGGCAGAGAUGGCUCAGCAGCUGGCUAACCUGCAGACGGACGUGAGGGUGAGCUAUGGAAAUGACGCCCUGAUGCCCGACCAGGAGCUGGGAGAUGUCCAGACUGACCUGUUGCCGCAGGAAGACACUCUGGGACUGGCUGGAGUCGGCUUCAUCCACCCUGAGAGCUUCAACCAGCCCAAUACCGACAACCAGGUUGAGCCAGUAGACUCCCGCCCCAAUCUCGACAGAGGCAUUCCAACACGACCAGUGACUGGAAUGAAGAUGGAAGCUAUUCCUGAGAUGCGGAUGGAGACGGAGGACAGACAGAGCACCGAGUACGAAGUUCGCCACCAGAAACUGGUCUUCUUCGCAGAGGAUGUGGGCUCCAACAAGGGCGCCAUCAUCGGCCUGAUGGUCGGAGGCGUCGUCAUAGCAACCGUGAUCGUCAUCACCCUGGUGAUGCUGAGAAAGAAGCAGUACACCUCCAUCCACCACGGAGUCAUCGAGGUGGAUGCUGCCGUCACCCCUGAGGAGCGCCACCUGUCAAAGAUGCAGCAGAACGGUUACGAGAACCCAACCUACAAGUUCUUCGAGCAGAUGCAGAACUGAGGAGGAUGUCACAUGUACACAUACAUAAAUACACACAAAAAAACCAACAAAUGCACACAAACCAUUCUCAUCCCACACAUCGUCACCUCCCCUCCCCUUACCUUCCCUCCUCUUCCCUUCCCCAGCCCUCCCUUCAACCAAAAGACGGAUCUUUAAGUGACUGAAAUAGUCAGUUACGAGCACAAGGAGCGACUGUAGCCAGGGUUUUUCUUUUUUUCUUUUUUUUUCUAACACUGCGGCCAAGCCACUCUGCACCAAGUUUGUUCACUUUACUGGAGCAAGACGCCUUUUUAAUUAAAGGAAGGAGUUUUUAUACGUUGCUCCGUCAGGGCCUGCUGAUGUUUGGAGGGGAAAGAAAAACCUUAAAACAAGCAAAGCCCCUGCCCGGUGCAUGGAAACAAACCCGUUCUCUUGGGGAAGACGAGCACGCGCUCGCUCUCUCUCAACACUGAUUCAGGGCCAGUGUGUAGUUGGGUUUAUUAUGUUUAUUUUUAGGCUCGGGUCGCUUCUAGGCGUGGACUUUGUGUAAGCAGAUCCGACCGCUGAUCAGUAGGGUGUUUAGACGCAUGCUGGCCUCGGCCUCCGUUAUUAAAAUAAUUAAUUUAAAAAAUUGUUGCAUGCAGAAUCAUCAGAAUCGAGCAGUUUCCUCUGAAUCGUUUUCGCUUUUGCGUCUUUAUAAUGAUUAUAUGAUUUUGGAAAUAUAGCAGCGCCAUGAUUUUUACGAGGCCCAGUGUUUUCCUCGCCUACUGCACCACUACUGCACACUCUCUACAGUCUACACUGGAGUAUAAAUGAGCCUCCUCUCCCUCCCUACUCCUUGGAUCCUUCCCUUCCUCCCUCCCUUCAUCCUCUCCCUUUAUUUUUUUUGUUUUGUUUUGUGCAUUCAUACAACAGCUGGGCUGUGUUAAGUCACACAAGGCUCUUAAGGAUAUCUGAAGAUGCUGAUUCUGAUGAUGAUGAUGGUGAAUAUGUUGAUGAUUAUGACGACAGUAGUAAUCAUGUAUUCUGAAUGAGCUGUUUUUAUUUUAGUUGGGGUUUUUUUUCUCUCUUUAUCGUUUUCCAGUUUUGUUUUUCAAAAAAGACCGAAAACGGAGGAAAAAAAAAGAUGUAAAGUCCUUUUUUUAAAUUACGUGUAAUGUUACAGAAGUAAUGCUGAAGUCUUAGCUGUUCCUAUGUAGUGCAUGACAACAAUGACAACAGGAUUUGGAAGUUUCAAGAAAAUAAAAGGGGGGGAAAAAAACAAAACAAAACACCACCACACGGAGAUCUUACAGCUGCUCUCUCUCGAGAUCAUUUCUCACUUAUAGAUUGUCAUUCUAGCAAGAUUGUACAUUUAGUAUGUUCUCGUGAUCACGUGACUUUAAAAACAAUGAUGAAAAAUAUAUAUAAAUCUAGAUGAACGGGCUCUGCUUUGAUAUCAUGUAAAGAAAAAAACACAUUUAAAAGAUAUGUUUUUGUUUUUUUGGGUUUUUUUUUCCUUCUUCUUCUUUUGCUGUUUAAGUGUGAUCUUCAUAUAUAUAUAUAUAUAUAUUUUUUAAUCCUGCUACUUUCCAGAAGCUGCAGGAGAGGGAGCCGGCUUCAUCUCUGUAUAUUAUUCUCGUUCACUUAAGUAUAUUGUGUUAAAUCCUUCGGAAAUCACUCCUCUUGGUUUCUUGAUCAUUUCAUGUUAGGUUUUUUUUUUUUUUUUAAAUAAGGGCAUCGUAUGUGAGUUAGUGUGUGUUGUUUGGGGAAGGUGGGGGCGGGGUGAAGGUGGGGAAAGACAAGUGAGGAGUCUGUUAUGGGGGUUAAGAUCAGCUCGGUGUGUACGUGUUUUUGUUUUUAGUCUGGUGGUUCAUCCAGUUGUAAGCCGACGCCGUCUCUUUUGUUUGGUUUGCUUAUUGGUUUUUUGUUUGGUUUUGUUUUUUCUUCUGCGGAUAGAACAGGUGGAGUUCUGAGAAGAGGAGGUGGUGGAGGUAGAGAGGAAAUGACUUGCAGUUCCAGAUGGAUAGCCAGCCAGCCAGCCAGGCAGUCUGUGUGUGUGUAUAUAUAAUGGAUUUUCACCCCCCCCCCACCCCGGCACCUCCCUCCUCUUUCGACUUCCUUUUCCUUCAGGCAUGCUGCUCACCUCUCUGCCAUCAUCUCACACUUGACUCCUGAAAGGCAGCGUGUAUAAUGAUGAUGAUGGGAUGGGCGUUCACCAUCAAGAGCUGACGGCGAAUCCGGGGGCUUGGGGUGGGGUCAAAGCAGCGAUCCAAUGUUGGUCAGAGGUAGGCAAGAAGCCCCUGUUCAGCGUCAUUAGGGUGGUCACCGUGUUAACACUGUGUGGAAGGAGACGCACCGUGGCCUCUCGCUGAGAUCCGUGAGGAAAUGGCGAGUAGAACAUGUAGAUAUGGGGGCUGCAGAGGGGUGAGUGUGUGUGCUUUUCGGAGGGUGCUCAUUAGAAGCCCAACAGAGGGCAGUAGAGUAGAAGAGGAAGCAGGAUUAUCUUUCUUUUGCUUUUUUUUUCCUGUGGGUUAUCUUAUUGGUUUUGUUUUCCACUGUGUAAUAUUGUGCAGGCCAUUUGCAUUGACUGGGAAAAUGCUUUCUACACUGUAUUCCAUAAUAAAGUUUUGAAUGUACAUAUAAA
This is a messenger RNA of Oreochromis aureus, 5161 nucleotides long. It is a transcript of the gene appa, whose product is annotated as amyloid beta (A4) precursor protein a. Gene Ontology annotation, cellular component: Golgi apparatus; early endosome; cell surface. Gene Ontology annotation, biological process: central nervous system development; axonogenesis. Gene Ontology annotation, molecular function: serine-type endopeptidase inhibitor activity; transition metal ion binding; signaling receptor activator activity. Bases 202 to 2556 code for a protein of 784 amino acids. Lineage: Eukaryota; Metazoa; Chordata; Actinopteri; Cichliformes; Cichlidae. The record is from RefSeq and is a predicted model, not a curated record. The transcript has 17 exons.